ACGCCGCCCUGACGCGCUCUGUAGCGUAAACACGGACAGAAGCGAGAGAAACACCGAGAGCCCAAGUGACACAUCACAUCUCUCGCAUUCCCGCGAGCUGCUGGUCGUUUCCUCGGACCGGGAUUCAGAGAGCUAGGGGUCCGGUUACCAUUGCUCCCUCUAAAAAUAGGGUUGCUUUGGGGCUGACGCAAUUAACUGGGGCUGGACCCUCUGUGGCGGCGGGGAACGAGGAGGAUCCAUGGAAACGCGCUCUGCACAUUCAAUGCUAUUGAUGACAAAGUGUAUUUUUAGACUGUGUUGUCAUCGUUCGGUAACAACGAAGCACAAGGCGUAUUGUAUAAAGGGAGGACGUUGAAAAUGCACUUGUACAGCAGCGCGUUAACACACUACCCCGGUUCCUCUCGAAAAGUUUCGGUAACUGUCACUAGUGUCGCCAAUAACUCAACAGCGACAAGCUCGAGUUCGUUGGAAGCGGACCGUAACAACGUUAACGGAAGCGCCACAGAAGCGCAGACGGAAUAUUUGCUUCGGGGGGAACAGACCGGCGCGAAGAUGCCUGCUCUUACAUGUUAUGAGGCCACCUCGAUGAGGCCGGUUUUCUAUACAUCUACUGCCGAGAUUAUCAUCACACGACCUGAUGGUGUGGAGAGAUCAGUGCCAAUUAACAUCGUGAAGGAGCCACGGACGAACCGUAGACAUCUGGAAACACACUACCGCCCAGUUUCUUACGCAGUCAAUGGAGAUGACCAUUCCAGCUUGGAUUUAGAUUGCACAAGAAGCGAUGAUGAAAUAAGUGAGAAAAAAUCUAUAAACUGCCAUACGUUUUUUGACCAAGACAAUUAUAGAGUUCGUGAGAGGAGAGUUGAGCCUUGUGUACAAAAGGAUUUCACAAACCCCAGAACUUUUGAAUCUGACUCAUCUGAAGAAAUUGACGAAAAUGACAGCGAACCUACAGAGGAGCCAGUCUUUGAGCUGUGUAUCCUUCAGGAGCCUACUGCAACAACCAACAUAAGGGACAGUGACAACAAGGUGACCCGUUACCUGGCCGAAGUUGAUAAACAGAAUAAAUACCUGCACAAUAGGCAGAAAUACCGCUUUCACAUCAUCCCAGAUGGGAACUGCCUGUACCGGGCUGUUUCCAAGGCUGCUUAUGGGAGCCAGUCAAUGCACAAAGAGCUGAGAGAGCAAACCAUGCAUCACAUUGCUGACCACCUGGAUGAGUUCAACCCCAUCAUCGAAGGAGAUAUUGGGGAGUUUCUGAUCAAUGCAGCACAGGAUGGUGCAUGGGCUGGCUAUCCGGAGCUUUUGGCCAUGAGUCAAAUGCUGAAAGUGAAUAUCUACUUAACCACUGGGGGUAGUGUGGAAAGCCCAACUGUAUCAACCAUGGUGCACUAUUUGGGAGAAGAGGACUUGUCUAAACCAUCAGUAUGGUUGAGCUGGCUCAGUAAUGGUCAUUAUGAUGUGCUGCUGGACAGCAGUCAGCCCAACCCAGAGUAUGACGCCUGGUGCCGUCACACCCAGGUACAGCGCAAAAGAGAUGAGGAGUUGGCCAAGUCCAUGGCGGCAUCCCUAUCCAAAAUGUACAUUGAGCAGAAUGGCCUGCACUGAGAUUGGAGAAGAUAUCUGGGAGUUCUGUAUCUCACUCUGACGUUUCCAAACAGAUUGCACUUUUAUUCCUUGUGUGAUGAAAACUUGCCUUAAUUUAUUACAUUUCUAUCCUUGUGUGUGUUUAUUUUAUCUGUUGAAGUGCAGUGCACAGGAUGAUUUGUGGUGUGAUGUGUAAACAAAUAAGGAUUGUGUGGGUCUGAGCGAAUGUUUUUUUUGUUCUUUCUUUUAAGCUUUGAUCGCAUGUGUGUCGACGUCAUCUUAAUUCUGGUAAUUUUCUUUCUGUACAGUGUUCUGAUUUAUUAUGCAAUCUGUUGUGCUGGACUCUGUCUUUACUAAAAUGGAAUGUUUAGCACUUAAACAAACAUUACCAUGUUACCACAAAUGCUCUUGUCAUUAUUUGUGUCCCCCACCUCCUGCUGUCUUUAAACUUGACUGUUGUGUUGUAUUAAAUGAUGAAUUUCUCAUUUUCAAGUGCCUAAAAUCUAUUUAGCAAAAUAUGUAUUUUGGAAUAAACAUUUU
This is a messenger RNA of Xyrauchen texanus (razorback sucker), 2127 nucleotides long. Its product is annotated as OTU domain-containing protein 1-like. Lineage: Eukaryota; Metazoa; Chordata; Actinopteri; Cypriniformes; Catostomidae. Gene Ontology annotation, biological process: protein deubiquitination. The record is from RefSeq and is a predicted model, not a curated record. The transcript is spliced from 2 exons. Bases 358 to 1608 code for a protein of 416 amino acids. Gene Ontology annotation, molecular function: cysteine-type deubiquitinase activity.